Molecule: messenger RNA, 1562 nt
Organism: Solanum dulcamara
Lineage: Eukaryota; Viridiplantae; Streptophyta; Magnoliopsida; Solanales; Solanaceae
Product: beta-amyrin 28-monooxygenase-like
Exons: 3
Coding region: 1-1443 (480 amino acids)
Biological process (GO): sterol metabolic process
Molecular function (GO): heme binding; iron ion binding; monooxygenase activity
Source: RefSeq, a predicted model, not a curated record
AUGGACCUCUUGCUCCUAUCUUUUGUAACCACCCUUGCUAUAAUCAUCAAUUUUUUAUUCAAAUAUUUGUUUGUCAAGCCUAAAGAAAAAAUCCCUUUAGCUCCAGGUACAUUUGGUUGGCCUAUUAUUGGAGAAACUAUCCAAUUCCUUGUAUCACUUUACUAUGGAUUGGUCCAUGAGUUUGUUCAAAAAAGAACAAAAAAAUACAACUCCAAUGUAUUCAAAACUUCAUUACUUGGCCAAAAAGUGGUUAUUUUUUCAGGUCCAACAGCUAACAAAUUCAUAUUCACCAAUGGCAAUAAACUUUUGAUUGGUUGGAGACCUAAUUCUGUUAAAAAACUUUUCCCUUCUACAUCAUUUGUUCCUAUAGAACAUGAUACCAAAAGGGCACAAAAUAUCAUUAGCUAUUUCUUGAACUCAAGAAAUGUUGAGAAAAUUAUUAGUACUAUGGACUCUAUGUCACAUACACACUUGGAAAAUCAUUGGAAGGGGAAUAAUGAAGUGAUAGUGUUUGAUCUAGUGAAGUUAUUCACUUUCUCCCUUUCUAUUAAAGCCUUUAUAGGCAUCGAAGAAUCGGAUAAUAAAAUCUUGAAUCUUUACGAGAAAUUCAAGAUUUUUACAAGAGGUCUUUUGGUAAUGGACAUAAAUCUACCUGGCACAACAUUUUAUAAGGCAAUGAAAGCUGGGAAUGAAUUAAGAAAAGAAAUGAAGGUCAUCAUUGAAGAAAGAAGAGCAAAAUUACUAGAAAAUUCAAAUUUGUCAAAUGUUUAUAAUGAUUUGUUAACACAAUUGAUUAUUGAACAAGAUGAAGAUGGCAAGUAUAUGACUGAGGUUGAAAUUGUAGACAAAGUAUUUGGAUUUAUUAUUGGUAGUUAUGAUACUACUGCUACAACUAUUACUUUGACCAUGAAAUACCUUAAUCAGAAGCCUGAGUUCUUCAAUGAAAUAAUGGAAGAGCACAAUGAGAUAUCAAGACAGACGAUUCCAAGAAAAGAGCUAUGUUGGAAUGACAUUCAAAAAAUGAGGAAAACUUGGAGCUUUGUGAAUGAAGUAUUAAGAAACACACCAAUUGUUCAAGGCAUUUUUAGAGAAGCCAUGGAGGAUUUCACUUAUGAAGGCUUCCACAUACCAAAAGGAUGGAAGAUAUAUUUGAGUUUUGGAGCUACACAAAAGAAUGGUGAAUACUUUCCAAACCCUACAAAGUUUGAUCCUUCUAGAUUUGAAGGAAAUGGACUAGUUCCUUAUACAUCAGUUCCAUUUGGUGGAGGACAUAGAAUGUGCCCUGGAAGAGAAUUUGCAAGAAUAUCGAUUCUUGUUUUUCUUCAUCAUGUACUGAAAAUUUUUAGGUGGGAGGCUAAAGUUCCUUUAGAAAAUAUAAUGUACCCAUUUUUUCUACUAGCCAUCCCAAAAGAUGGAUAUCCUGUUACCCUUUCUACUGUUUAAGAUUUGUUACAUGAAAAUAUAUAUACAUAACAAAGGAUGUAACCUAGUUAAUAUGUACUUCCUCCGUUCUGUUUAAAUUUGUUUGAACUAUUUGUUUUGGAAUUGAGUUCAAGAAAAUA